Suhomyces tanzawaensis NRRL Y-17324 is the source of this 489-nucleotide messenger RNA. It is a transcript of the gene DUO1, whose product is annotated as Duo1p. NCBI's taxonomy places the organism in Eukaryota, Fungi, Ascomycota, Pichiomycetes, Serinales, Debaryomycetaceae. The record is from RefSeq and is a predicted model, not a curated record. Gene Ontology annotation, cellular component: mitotic spindle; DASH complex. The transcript has a single exon. Gene Ontology annotation, biological process: mitotic cell cycle. The coding region runs from base 1 to 489 and encodes 162 amino acids.
AUGGCUAGUGAACACGGAAAUGGCGCCAAUCCGGGGCCAGGAGGGACAUCAGGACCCAGCUCAAACAUCCAUACUACCGCCUUGGAGAGAGAACUCGCCCAGCUCGAGCGUAUAAACAGUACAAUCUCACGACUCAUCUCCACGAUACGAACUACCCACACAAACAUUGACAGUAUGAAUGAAUCCAGCAACAACACGCAUAUUCUCUUGGACCAGUGGAUAAGAAUCUUAUCGCAGACAAACUUUACCCACGAAAUAAUCAACGACGGCUGGAACGGAGAAACCGCAGAUGUCGAAGGACUGGCUGAAUUGGAGAAAAGUUUGUUAGAGGAAUUGGCCAGUUUAGAGGACGAGAACGGUGCUUUGCGCAGAAAAAUCGAUGAAAAGGAGAAAGAGCGCCAAGAAACCGAGUCAAAACAAGAAGAGAUUGCCACGAGGAGGAGAAGGGAAUUGGGACUAUUACGGACAACAAAGCGUCCAAGAAUAUAG